This is a messenger RNA of Amoebophrya sp. A25, 1407 nucleotides long. The record is from the annotation of a GenBank genome assembly. NCBI's taxonomy places the organism in Eukaryota, Dinophyceae, Syndiniales, Amoebophryaceae.
UAUCAAGAUCAACACGAUCCUCUAGUGCUGGAUCUGCGUAUCGUAACUUCUUCAAGGCCGUUGUCGAGCAAUUACGACCAUACAGAGUCAUCUGUCCAAGAAGGGCCUUGGAACACCAAGAUCAAGAACAUGCCUCAAGAAGAACGAGAGCUGCCACCGCUAGUGCAACAGCAAUCACUACAACUAAGUAAACAGCAUGAUAGAACAAGUACAACUCGUUCUAGCCUCGUGAUAAUUUCCGGAGGACACGAAGAUGAAGAACAACCACAUGACAGGAACAAUCCAGGACAAGCGGACACAGAUUUCCGAGACAUUAACUCUUCAGACCAAGAUGUGCAACAGUACAUUCAAGCCGCGCCAGCCAAGCUCGACUCAAAGAGCCCAGCACAACCUCUUGGCGACUGUGGAGGUUCACUCCUAAUGUCCAACCCACCCAACGAGGAUUCAGACGCAGGCCAAGCAGAGAAGUGUAGAGGUAGAGGUGUGGUCGCAGGAAGCACACAACCAGCAGAGUGCUGGAUACCGGCACUAGGUGAGCGCAUGCGCACGAACCUUCUGCGCAUAGGCGGUCUCGAGUCCGUCGGCGUGAGCAAGAGUUCAGUCGGGACUAGUGGAGCAGGAGAACAACAGCCACAUCAGACGAGUGACAAGAUCUUUCAAAGGUGUCCUCAAGAACCACAAGAUCUUCAAGUCAUCAUGUCCGGUCGCGAGGAACAAGAGGGGGCUGGCUCGCCUCGAAGUAAUGUCGAGGAUGGCGCGCUUAUGGGGUCUACUAAUUCGCAACCGCACUUGCUGCAGCUGCAUCCCGCAUACUACCAGAUGCAAGAAACACAGCGUCAGCAGUGGAGCGACGCCCUCAAUGCUAUGGGCGGCGCGUCGACAGCGGCGCUCGCAUCUUCAGGCGCUGGUCCGCAGCACAGCUCGUCCACCACAUCGUCCUGUCUUCUGCCUCUGAAUUCCGAUGCCGUACCUUUUCAGCCGUCCGGCUGUGUCCUUUUGCAGCAGCCUGUGCUCCCGCCACCCGCGAACCUACUUCUAGAACUACUGCCACGGCAGAGCGAGCAACAGCAUCCUCCGACGAAAGGAUUGCGUUCGCCGCGCGGAUUAGCAGACGUACUUGAAAACCUUUCGCAAGGACUCAAAAUCGGAAGAACAAUGACAGGCAAUGCUUCUACAUCAAAGAUCGAGCAUCAAUUUGAAGCACUGGCGGCUACACAACAAGCAGAUGGACAGAACAUCAGAAAAAGUAAUGAUUCUAAGCCUAAAAACAACAAGAGCAAUACUAGUAGAGGUCGAGCCGCGCGUGCUUUUGGCGCCAGCCAGGUCUCUCCAGGGGCACGGCGACGCGAUGAGCCACCGAUGUUCGUCUCCAAGGCUGACAUGUAUCCAGUUCCGGACAAUUCAGCG